AGCAGAUUUAAAUCGCAGAUAUAGAGAGAGAAACAAACAAGACAAAAUAAACACAAGGAGAAAGAAAGAAAGGAAGAACCAAAAGUAUCUAUUUCUCUCUCUCUCUUCAUCUUCUUUUCCCUCGUACUCUCUAUUUCUCUCUCUAAAACCACCGUUUUCGAGGUCGCGAUUUUCUGGCUCUAUAUAUAUGGUGUGUAAUCCGUGUUUCGUUGUGCUUGCGUGCGAUUUGGAAUCUGGUGGUGGGAGCAGUUGAAUGUGAGUGAGAGAGAGGAGUUCGAUUUUCGGAUUCGCGGUUAGAUCGGGGAUGGCGGAGGUUUCCGGCGACGGCGCGGCGCUGUCGGUGUCGGGAUCAUUCAAGGAGGGGAGAGGCUCGGCGCGGCGCCGCGGAGGAGUGAGGCCGCCGAGCAUGGACGCGGACGAGUUCAUGAACCUGCUGCACGGUUCGGAUCCGGUGAAGGUGGAGCUCAAUCGCCUUGAGAAUGAAGUUCGAGAUAAGGACAGGGAGUUAUCGGAAGCGCAGGCGGAGAUCAAAGCCUUGAGGCUUUCUGAACGUCUCAGAGAAAAGGCCGUUGAAGAGCUGACGGAAGAACUAUCAAAGGUUGAAGGGAAGCUAAAACUAACAGAAUCUCUUUUAGAAAGCAAGAAUCUUGAAAUAAAAAAGAUCAAUGAUGAAAAGAAAGCAUCCAUGGCAGCUCAAUUUGCAGCUGAAGCCACUCUUCGAAGGGUCCAUGCUGCCCAGAAAGAUGAUGACAUGCCUCCAAUAGAAGCAAUUCUUGCUCCUUUGGAGGCUGAACUGAAGCUUGCUCGGCAAGAGAUUGCUAAACUACAAGAUGAUAACAAAGCUUUAGAUCGCCUUACCAAAUCUAAAGAAGCUGCACUAAUUGAAGCUGAGAGGACUGUCCAGUUUGCCUUGGCUAAAGCCUCAAUGGUGGAUGAUCUGCAGAAUAAAAAUCAAGAGCUAAUUAAACAGAUUGAGAUUUGUCAGGAAGAAAAUAAAAUUUUGGACAAAAUGCAUAGGCAGAAGGUGGCAGAGGUUGAAAAGCUCACCCAAACUGUUAGAGAACUAGAAGAGGCUGUCCUUGCCGGUGGUGCAGCUGCAAAUGCAGUGAGAGAUUAUCAGCGGAAAGUUCAAGAAAUGAAUGAAGAAAGAAAAACACUGGACAGGGAGUUGGCCCGUGCCAAGGUAACAGCAAACAGAGUAGCGGUAGUGGUUGCAAAUGAAUGGAAAGAUGCUAAUGAUAAAGUGAUGCCUGUCAAACAAUGGCUUGAAGAGCGACGAUUCUUGCAGGGAGAAAUGCAGCAACUUCGUGACAAGCUUGCUAUAGUUGAGCGUGCUGCAAAAUCUGAAGCACAGUUGAAAGAAAAAUAUCAUUUACGGCUUAAAGUGCUAGAGGAGAGUUUGAGAGGAAAUUCUAACAGCAGUAUUCGUGGCACCCCAGAGGGAAGAAGUGUGAGCAAUGGUCGUCGUCAAUCCCUAGGAGGAGCUGAUAACUUCUCAAAACUAUCCUCUAAUGGGUUUUUAUCUAAAAGAUCACCAUCCUCUCAUAUGAGGUCAUCCCUAUCCUCUAGCACAGUAUUGAAGCAUGCUAAAGGAACUUCUAAAUCUUUUGAUGGUGGUACAAGAUCACUGGAAAGGAGUAAAAUGCUGCUGAAUGGAACACCUCCAAUUUACUCAUUCAAUCAAUCUCUUGAAGAAACCAAAGAGAGAGAGCCAAGUGAUAAUUGGAAAGGAAAUUCAGAUGAUAAGCAAAAUGACUUCCCAACGGUAGAUUCAGUGGAUAGUGUUCCUAGUGUUUUAUAUGACCUGCUGCAAAAGGAAGUCAUAGCCUUGAGGAAAGCUGGUCAUGAGAAAGAUCAAAGCCUAAAAGAUAAAGACGAUGCUAUUGAGAUGUUAGGAAGGAAGGUAGAUACAUUGACCAAAGCAAUGGAAGUUGAGGCAAAGAAGAUGAGAAGGGAAGUGGCUGCUAUGGAGAAGGAGGUAGCUGCUAUGCGCGUAGAGAAAGAACAAGAGAACAGGGCAAAGCGUUUCAGCAAUGUAAAGGGUUCUGUAAACAGUGCUCAUCAACAGCUAAUUUCUGGAAGGAAUGUGACAAGGGGUGGAUUAACACGCAGCACCCAAUGACAAUUAGUGUAUUACAGUGGCGCUCGGGAGUAAUAUUUGAUAGGCAUCAUUAUUCUUCUGGCCUUCUCUGUUUUUUCCCUUGUGUUUUUGUCCAAUUGAUUGUAAGAUUGUAACUGGCAUGCAGAGGACCAGUGUUACUGAUAUUAGGCAUGGAUUGGGGACAAGAAAAACAAUUGCAGGAUUCGGUAUGCUUCUGACCUAGUGUUGUUUACUCUGCUUAGAGAGAGAGAGAGAGAGCGGCUAAGAAGGCAGGCAAUGGAAGGCAAUUAACUUGGACUAACCUUUCACUCUUUCAGCAUUUCUGAGUGGUGUGGUGUAUAGGUAGCUCUUUUCUCCCCCCUUUACUCCUUUUUGCAGUUUAUAUCUGUAAUACGCAGAUAGUGUGAUUGUCUUGGUUCAGGUUUGUUAAUAUAUAUACUAGCGGUUGAUCCGUGUGAUGCACGGAGUAUAUGUUUGCUUCUGAAAUUAUAUAUCUAAUCUUGUUACAAAAAUACCUUCAAAAUAAUUCUUAUAUACAUAUUCAUUUAUAA
Messenger RNA from Vigna unguiculata (cowpea), 2652 nucleotides. RefSeq names its product microtubule-associated protein 70-2-like. The record is from RefSeq and is a predicted model, not a curated record. Gene Ontology annotation, molecular function: microtubule binding. NCBI's taxonomy places the organism in Eukaryota, Viridiplantae, Streptophyta, Magnoliopsida, Fabales, Fabaceae. Gene Ontology annotation, biological process: cytoskeleton organization.